CUGCGUCGCGGUGCGGUCCGAUCGCCUGUGUGGAGUCUGGAGGUUCGCUGAAACGGACAAGCCUCGCCUGCUGCAGGUCGUCAACACCAGAGAGGUCGCGACCUGCGUCAGCGUCAGUCCUCACGUACUAGGUGAAGUUCUGGUGGCGAGCGAGAGCGGGGCGGCUAACCUGUGGAGCGUCGGCAGAGGGAUGCAGAAGGUCCGGGAGGAAGACGGCAACCUGUACUUCAACGCCAAGUCGUCGUGGCGAUGGUGCGAGUUCUCCGCCCACCCGAGGGUGAUGGUGUACGCAGACAGGACGGGGGUGGAGCUGACGGAUAUCCGGGAGAGUCCGGUCUCGAGUCACACUCUGUUCCGUAUCGGCAACACCCCGGAGUGUCGCAGAGGGGAGAGGCUCAUUCUGUCCAGAUAUCUGGGAGACGUCCACACCUUCCAGCACCUCGUCACCACUCAGUACUCAGCCUACAUCAUGGACGAGCGUUUCCCCUGCAUGCCCAUGCUCAAGUGGGAUCACAUGAUGCAGUCCCCACCCAUGUUUUGUCAUGUUGUUUGUGACUCCGCCUCCUCUGGCUCAGCAGUGGGCGGGGCUAGGACCACUAAGGUCCUGCUGGGCUCCCAAAACUCUCAGGAAAUCACUUUGCUGCAGUACUCAGGAGGCAGAGCGGAGGCCACUUCCAGUCGAGGUCCUCCUCAGGCGCUGCUUAGACCCAGAGACAGUCUGAAACAUCUUCCUGUCCAGAUCCCUCACCGCCUGGACCUCGCUACCAGGAGGUUGUCCUCACCUGCUGCAGGUCUGACUUGUAUCCAGAAGAGAGGAGGAACAGAGUCCGGUGGCGAGGAGUGCAUCUGUAUCCUACAGCUGACGGAGGCGGGGGACAUUUUCUACCAGACCCUUGAGCCAGAGCUGCCGGACGCCUCUAGACCUCUGGCAGCUGAGGACGAGCCGCCACCACAACCGCCUCUAAAAGAAGCCACGGGUUCAGGGGGGCAAACGGCCCAACGGCUCCGACCGCCAGAUGCUCGGCUGGUCAUAUCGGACACGUCGAGCGACGAGGGCGUUAUCGGACCGACCCAGGGCCUGGCUGUGCCGAGAUUUGUGGCUGAAACACCAGAGAGGGAGCAGCGAGCACCGGACGUGCACUCUGACUCUUCCUCUGAGGAUUCAGAGCCCCGAGGGCGAGGUCGUCGCCUGAAGCAUUUGGGGCUGCAGGUCGUCGUCAACGACGAUCCAGAGCUGGAUCGAGUGAGCGGAUUGGGCGCGGGUGAGAAAGACGGAGAGGAACCCGGCAGCGUGGAGGAAACCGGAGGCUCCAGCAGCUCGGGUCGCGCUGAGCGGCCAACACCAGUCGAGCUCAGCGACGGCGCUCUUGUCACGUGGAAACGUUGGCUCCAGAAGUUGGUGCAGAAGAGUCGCAAGAAGACGCCCCAUCCACGCUGGCCGCAGCACCUCACAGUCAAAACCGAAGACCUGCUCCUACCGGGCGGCGAGGCGAGAGAUCCGGCAGACGAGGAGCGAGCGCAGAGCCUGAGGCGCGACCUGAGAGCGUGCAUGUCCGAGCGCUCGCUGCUGGUCCACGGCGCCGUGUCCGCCCCCUUCCGGGCCCCAGGCGCGGUAGCGGUGCCGGACGCGGUGGACACAGAAUCCUGGAAGGACGAGAUCAGCCACCGCCUGACCCUCUCCUGGCAGGGCGAGGGGGCAUGGCGGGCGUGGUGGGAGGAGCGGCUGGGGCUGAACAAGGAGGAGAAGGUGAACGCUCUGAGGAGGAAGAGGAGGGCGGCGAAGGAGGCGAAGAGAGCCGCAGGCCGAAGCCUGGACCUGUCCGGGAGCUUCACCUCAUCCGUCGGCUACCAGUCGAGGCUGAGCGACUUCUCCGACUCGACGGGCUGGUCCUCCGCAGUGAGCCAGGGGGCGUGGUCAGACACCAAUGUCCAUCUGUACCAGCCGAAGGGCUUUUUGGAGAGCAGGGCGGCGAGAGCCAUGUCGCCCACCACACCGUCCGCCACGCAGACUCGCACUCCAGUCAACAUGUGGAGGGUUCAUAACUUCAACGUUUACACCCCCAUCACUGACCACAGCCGCGCUCAGCUUCCGAACAGCAGUAAAACCCCUCAUUAA
Anarrhichthys ocellatus (wolf-eel) is the source of this 2116-nucleotide messenger RNA. RefSeq names its product TATA-box binding protein associated factor, RNA polymerase I subunit C (gene taf1c). Gene Ontology annotation, cellular component: fibrillar center. The record is from RefSeq and is a predicted model, not a curated record. Gene Ontology annotation, molecular function: RNA polymerase I core promoter sequence-specific DNA binding. Bases 191 to 2116 code for a protein of 641 amino acids. NCBI's taxonomy places the organism in Eukaryota, Metazoa, Chordata, Actinopteri, Perciformes, Anarhichadidae. Gene Ontology annotation, biological process: transcription by RNA polymerase I. The transcript has 8 exons.